AUGGAUCUACACUUUGGGACCCCCGCUCGACUAGAGCGUCAAAUCGCUCAAGAUCUCAUGGACACCCACUCCGAAUUCGAUCUCUCCAUGCCCGGUGCAGACACUCGCGACAUCAGUGCCUCCCUCACCACCACCAGAACGCCUUUGGCACCUUCGCAUCGCCACAACUCGUCCUUUUCCAGGCCAUCCGACUCGUCCGAUGCCUCUGUCUCCUCGCCUGCCAAACACACGCACUUGGCCACUCCCCACGCCACCACGCGUCCAGUCACUUUGGCCACUGCGAUCCAGAAUGCACACAAAGACGUCGCCAACCCCAAUCCCAAUCCCAAUCCCAAUUCCAUCUCCUCCCCCUCGUCCACUUCCAGCGUCUCGGACUCUCCCCUCUCAACACACUUUCCUGACCCAUACUCACACGUUCCAAGCUCGUCACCGCCCCUCACCUCGACUCCGCAGCGCACCAUUGGCGCCGCUUCCACCGUCGGCUCAAGGUCCCGCACCACCAUCACCGCUCGUCCAUCCCGCUCCAACACCGCACAGCACAUCGCCACCCAUCCAUACGACGACACCACAAAGACGUCCGCAUCCAGGGCUACUCGCUCAGCACGCUCUGCCUCGGCCGUCCUCGACGACCUCACAGAGUCAUCCAUCGCUCCAGAGCAAGCUUCCGAUCAUGAACAAGACGCGAGAGCCACUUCAUCUCAGCAUCACCACACACAAACACACGCGCAGCAUCACGAAUACGAUGGUCGCGACCUUGUCCUCCGCGACGUCCCACCACCUCCAUCUACAUCGCGCAACGUGUCGCCCGCUGCCAGUCAAGCACCAUCCACCGCCGCCACCAUCGACUGGCAACAACGCCGCGCUCAACGAAGGCAGCUUGUUCACAACGAUGAGUCGGCCAUCGACGACGACGACGACGACGCCGACAAGUCCCAGUCUCACACACAAGCACAUACACACUCUCCUUUGCAACCUACGCGCACUCUCGCCACCCGUGCCGAUUCUGUAGCCGAAACCGAGUUCACGACAACCGCCUAUUCCAGUCCCGCAGCUGCUCGACUCGCUCGUCAAGCUCUCCUUGCCAACAACACUACCGCUUCAAGCCAGCCUGCCGACUCUGCAACGAGUACACCCAGCCGUCCAAUUCAAGCUGACCCCGCAACUCCAAAUCAUGCCUCGGCUCCCGACGAGCGCGCCAGAAUGAAGCAGUACCUUCUCAACAGCGUCAAAGCAACAGACCGCUCUCGCUCCCGCACCGCUCCAUCUUCCGACGCGCAUUCCCACGCCAUCGAGCGUCUCAAAGCGCAGGCCCAGCUGCACAGAACUCCUAGCUCCCUCUCCGACGGCGAUGCACACACCCCCGACGAUGCCUCAUCAGCUACCACUGCCGAUCCAACGCCAAGACGUAGAAUGGACCGCCUCGGUAAGGCUAACACCUUUGCAGCCGGGCGCACUCCUCUACCCAAAGGUGGUGUCGCCGAGCUGCUUCGACGAGGUGCCCUCUUUAGUGUUUCCGACGCGAGCGAAGCAUCAAGCGCUGCCGCCGCUACCCCGCAGAGCCCGCUGCACGUAGCAUCGAGUUCUGUCGACGCCGUCAAAGAUGACGAAGCGGCCAGCGCUGUUGGUUCUACUACCACCUAUUCGGAAGCCUCGUCGAACGACCUUGCUCUUGCUCCCAAUGCAUCCAAACACGGUGCAUUGGGUCUGCGCGCCAACACGUCCUUCCCGGGUCUGGGCGCAGCCGACGCCGGCACUCAAGCCAACUCGGUCGCAAGGCCUCGCGUCGAUGCAGCCAAGCUCGCCCUGUACCAAAGCAAGCUCAAUGCGCGUCUGGAUGCCGAGAACGACGCACUGAAACGUGAGCGCGACCAGCUGCUUCAGAAGCUCGCUCAGCUCCAGACAGCCUCGUCCAGCUCAACCAGCGCCGAGCUGCAAGCAGUCAACCAGCAGUUGCAGGCCGAACGCCAGAGAGCCGAUGCGCUCGAUAAGGAAGCGCAAGAGCUUGCUGAUCUUGUCGACGAAAAGGAACGCGAGAUCGAGUCGCUCAAGCCGGCACAAGGCGCUCCUCCAAGCAGCGAGAAUCAUGAGCAAGAUUUGCGAAACCAGAUUCAAGAGCUUCGAACCUUGCUCAACGAGAAACAAGAGGAUCUUGAAGAGAUCCAAGCUCUGCUGCAACGCGAACGCGAACAAAUGCAAGAACAAGUUCAACAGGCUAAAGCGUUUUCCUUUGAGACGCUCGACAAGAUCGAGAACGAGAGGGACGAGGCUCUGGAGCGAGUUCGAGAGCUACAAGCCCAAGUUUCCGAGCUGACAAGUUCCCAUGCCGAUAUGGACGGCGAUCAUGCAGCUCUGCAGCUGCGCGUUCGAGAGCUCCAAGCCGAGACGCAAAGCUUGAGGGAAAAGCUCGAGUCAACGUCGCAAUCAACGUCGCAACUCGAAUCACUACGUGAGCAGACCAGCACCGAUGCGGUGCGCAUCCGCGGCUUGGAACGCCGACUCAACGCAGCCAAUGCACAACUGGCCAAGGGCGCCAACGCAAGAGACCAGAGCGACCAGAGCCAAUCAAUGCAGCUCGAAUCGCUACAAAACGAGCUGCGCGAGGCACAAACCUACAUUGCAGAGUUGGAAGCCAGAGUGCAGGCAGAAAAGACGUUGACAACAAGCUCCGUGCAGGAUCAAAAGAUCGCAUUACUGCAACGCCAGAAAGCCGAGCUGGAAGAACGCGUUGAGCAGUACCGCGAGAUGAUCAGCAAGGGAGUGGGCACCAACCUCGCCAAUCUCAAGAAUGCAGAAGCCGCCGACGGUGCAUCGCUGCCACCCACGACGCCGGCAAGGACUAACCUUGGAUCUUCGCCGCUUCCAAAAUCCGUUCUGAGCCUGCGAAACAUCUCGGCGCUCAAGACACCUCGUUCACCCGGUGCGCUCAGCGAGGCAUCUUGGCUGUACAACGAAUCGAGCCUCGGUGCCGCCAAUGUGGUGGACAGGAUCACAUACCUCGAAGGAGCGCUCGACCAGGCCAACGCAUCGAUCGAUGCCAAGCUUCAGCAGCUUGAUCAAGCCGGUGUGGCGCACCUCACGCUAGCCGAACGACUCGAGCACGCUCACGAGCGCAUCGCUUCGCUCCAGGCCGAGAUCGAAAGGCUGCGCAUGCUCGGCGGUCGCGGCUCAGACACGUCGACAGACACGUCUCACGCCAGCGCCAGCCCGAACAAGAGUGUCAGCCGAAGGCAAAAAGUGUUUGCUGACGUGCACGCACAACUGGAAGCACUAAAGAGUCGAUGGGCCGCCGACCACGACAAACUACAGCAGCGCGAACGCGAGGUGGAACGUCGCGAGCGCGAAUUGCACGAUCGAAGCACCGAAAAGCGACAGUACGAAGAGGUUCUAGCUGAGCUAGAGCGCUUCAAGGAAGCGGCGUCGUCGUUGCAGCACGAUCUGCAGCGCGAACGUGCCAAACAGCGCACCAAGCUCGCCGAGACGCGCGCCAUGGAGGAGCAAAAGGAGUCGAUCGAGGCAAGUCUAUCGCGUACGCACGCCGAGCUUGAGGUGGUGAAGCGCAAGCUGGAGCACAAGACGGGCGGGCUCGAGGACCUCGGUCGGCAAUGCAUGCAACCGGAGAGCUCGCAGCUCGAUGAUUGCGCCGAAGAACGGCUCGCGGAACGCUUCCAGGCGGCGCGGAGCGAGGUCGAGGUGCUGAGAGCGGAGCGCAAUGAGCUUCUUCAGCAGCGCGCGCAGCUGCACAGCAAGUUUGCGACGACCAACGAAAAGUACGCGCAGGUGCUUGGCGAACUAGUUGCUUCCAGGGAAGCGUUGGCGGAGCAUCAGGCGCAGUUGGACGAGCAGAUCGAACAGAUGCAAGCGGCACACGCCGCGUUGCGUUGCAAAAAGGCGGCGUACGAAAAGAUGGCGGGCGAUCGCGAUCGACUGCGUGCCGAACGCGAUCUGAUCGUCCACGACGUCGGCAUGUUUGAACACGAACUGCGCCGUCUGCGUCACGAAGCCGACCGACAGGGUGCCGACCUGCAAGCGUUGCGCGCCGAACGCCAACACACGCAAGAUCAACAACGCACGCACUUGUUGCGACAAGUACAAACGCUCCAAGAUCAGCUCAACUGCAAAACGCACGAGCUCGACCGGAUCAAGUCCAAACUACCCCACCUCGAAAACGUAGCCAUCACCACGCAUCCGCCGGCGCCUAUGCAACACGACGCGCUUCUCGCUACAAACAAGAUGCACAACGCCGAAUGUAAAGGACUGCUGCUGCACAUCUCGUACCUCAAGCUCAAGCUGAUCCGCGAAAUGGAUCUUAGAGCCGAUCUCGUCCACCAAAAAUCUUACAUCAGCCUCCUCCUUCAUGGCCUGAUGCGUUCGGAUACACAGCUCGAAAAACUCAUCCUCCACUUGCACCUCCACCGCGCCCGAAACAGCACAAGCGUCGCAAGCGCCCCACCGCGCAACGUCAAGCGCACAUGGACCAAGCCGCUCAAUGCGGCGCUCGCCAUUGGCCGAAUGCGCGUACUGGCAAACAAAGCACACCGCCUCGUCCAGAUCAAACUGAGCCUGCAGACCGCGCACAAAAACGUACAGGCGACAAGAUGCAUCUCGGCGAAACAAUCGUGA
Molecule: messenger RNA, 4620 nt
Organism: Mycosarcoma maydis (corn smut)
Lineage: Eukaryota; Fungi; Basidiomycota; Ustilaginomycetes; Ustilaginales
Exons: 1
Coding region: 1-4620 (1539 amino acids)
Source: RefSeq, a predicted model, not a curated record